CCCUGUUUGAAUGAACAGUAUUAAGGAGAUUAAACAGAUGGUUAGGGUAAGUUAUCAUGUAUUAAGUAUUGGUUAAAAAAAUACAAAACCCCUUCUUCAGUGGAGAUGGUUUCUCGAAUUAUUUGUAUGUAGCAUUUAGCCUAGAUCUGUACUCUCUUGACCUAGAAACAAAAUCCAACUAGUCAGAGGCCCCACUUAGCUCCACCCAAAACACCUGCUGGUGAUGACGAGGCGACACCGGGCGUGGCGGAGAGGUGGAGGCAGUUUGAGCAGAGGGGGGGGGGGGGGUCAUUGAUACAAAUGAAAGCCCAGAACGUGCGGUGGUUUAAGUCUCCUCCAGGUGAGCACAUUGGUAGGUGUCUCAGGCGACUCGGGCAGCGUCGGAACAAUGAGGAAAUACUGGUGGAGCGGUUUGACGGGCCUGGUGUUUGGGAACCCUGACACAAGCGAUCAGCAGACCGUCCAUGGGACACAGAAGACAGACACGCACGUGGGCAGCGGGGAUGAGAACGUGGAGCGGGGCAACUGGAGCAGUAAGAGGGAGUACAUGCUCUCCAUGGUCGGCUAUGCCGUGGGUCUGGGUAACGUCUGGAGGUUCCCCUACCUCACCUACAAGCACGGUGGAGGGGCGUUUCUCAUCCCAUACAUCAUCAUGCUGGUGGUGGCAGGAAUCCCGCUCUUCUUCCUGGAGAGCUCUCUGGGUCAGUUCACCAGCCAGGGACCCAUCAACGUGUGGCGGGUAGUGCCCAUACUACAGGGUCUUGGAGUCACGAGUGUAAUUGUGAGCACGCUGGUGUCUAUCUACUACAAUGUCAUCAUCGCAUACAGCCUCUUCUACCUGUUCUCAUCGUUCCAGUACCCGCUGCCCUGGAGCUGUGCUUCCUGGUACGGAGAGAACUGCACCGUUUCUCAGCAAGCAGUUUGCAAUGUGAGUGUAAGCAUCAAUGAAAGCCUGCUGUUCCUGAACUCAAGCCUGAGCUAUGAGAACUGCAGCGAGUCGGACGUCCCCACCCUGCCUGCAAAAAGUUCCAGUGAACAGUACUGGGAUGAGCGGGUUCUGCAGCGCACCCCCUCCAUGGAUGAGACGGGGCCGGUCGUCUGGCACCUGGCCUUGUGUCUGCUCCUGGCAUGGAUUUUGGUGGGCGCGGCCCUCUUCAAAGGCAUCAAGUCCUCUGGGAAGGUGGUGUACUUCACAGCCAUUUUCCCCUAUGUGGUGCUGGUGAUCCUGGUCAUCACCGGGGCGAUCCAGGAGGGCGCCAGAAACGGCAUAGACUUCUACAUCGGCACACAGUCCAACCUCACCAAGCUGGCGGAGGCUGAGGUGUGGAAAGAUGCGGCAUCACAGAUCUUCUUCUCGCUGUCCAUCGCGUGGGGCGGAGUGACGGCCCUGUCCUCCUACAACCGCUUUCACAACAACUGUUACCAGGACGCCAUCAUCGUGUGCGUUAUCAACUGUGCCACGAGCGUCUUCGCGGGGUUCGCCAUCUUCUCCAUCCUCGGACACAUGGCUCACGUCUACAACAAGUCUGUGGACGAGGUCGCUGAUGCAGGAUUUGGGCUGGCCUUCAUAGCCUACCCCGAAGCCCUGUCCCAGCUGCCAGUGUCUCCUCUCUGGUCUAUUCUUUUCUUCUUCAUGCUGCUCACCCUCGGCCUGGACUCCCAGUUCGCUGGCAUCGAGGUCAUCACGACGUGUCUAACGGAUGCCUGGCCGUCGUUCUUUAAGUCCAGGAGGAGCCUCGUGACUGUUGGAGUGUGUGUUGUCCUCUUCCUGCUCGGACUGCCCUGCGUCACAGGGGCCGGAAUAUACUGGGUCACUCUGAUUGACCACUUCUGUGGGGGAUGGGUCCUCCUGUUUGUCGGACUGUUGGAGCUCAUUGGGCUCUCUUACAUCUAUGGACUGAACCGCUUCACCCAGGACAUUGAGAUGAUGAUCGGUACCAAGAGCACCACCUUCUGGCUGUGGUGGAAAUCCUGCUGGUUCUUCAUCUCCCCUGCGGUAAUCCUGGUGAUCCUGAUCUGGUCCCUGUGUACCCUCACACCCCCUACCUACGGCUCGGUUCCCUACCCAGACUGGGGGGUGUCUCUGGGCUGGUGUAUCACGGCCUUCUGCCUCAUCUGGAUCCCUAUCGUGGCCGUGUGGAAAGUAGCCGCCGCGUCUGGCAGCCUCUGGCAGCGUGUGAAGACGACCUGCAGGCCCACAGACAAGUGGGGGCCUUUCCUGGAGUGUCACCGGGGGGCGCGCUAUGGUGACCAGCGCCAUGGUGACGAGCGCUAUGGUGACGAGCGCCAUGGUGACGAGCGCUAUGGUGACGAGCAGCCACACCGGAGGAGGAAGAGUGUGGAGAUGCACUCUGACGUCUUCUUCAUCUCCAACCACAACACCCGCUUGUGAUCACCGCUACCAAAGCCAAAGAACUUUAUAAAUGAGGAUUUUAUAAGUUUUUUAUGUUGUGAUUUAAUAUAAUGUUUACUUUUUAUUCACAAGUCAUUUGUUUAUUGUAGCACGCAGGGGAGGUGACAUGUCCUCUCCGUGCUUGUGGAGAAACCUCCUGAAGGAUGAGAGCGAGCCAUGGGACCAAUCAGAUGGUUUAAAUGAACAAUGAUGUGUCCUAGGACCAAUCAGAUGGUUUCAAUGAACAAUGAUGUGUCCUAGGACCAAUCAGAUGGUUUUAAUGAACAAUGAUGUGUUCUAGGACACUUAUGAGAUUUCCAUGAAAUGAUUAGCACUGUGUGUAUAUGUGUGUUUUUAUUCAUCUGUCCUGAUGUGGUGAUGUGCUCCUGCUGAGCAGAUUAUCGGUAGUUUACACAAAUGUUUUAUCUUUUUUUUUAUAGAUAUAUAUUUAAUUUGAAUUUUUUUCAAAAGCAUGGUCAGGCUGUGAACACUGUGCUGUGCAAUAUUUAAUAUGCAGAUUUAUUGCACUGUUGAUGCAAAAGUCUAUUCGGUGGGAAUUGUACUUUGCCAAAAACCGAUUAAACAGUUUUAUGGAAUAUUCCAUAGCCUAAA
Molecule: messenger RNA, 3004 nt
Organism: Clupea harengus (Atlantic herring)
Lineage: Eukaryota; Metazoa; Chordata; Actinopteri; Clupeiformes; Clupeidae
Gene: slc6a14
Product: solute carrier family 6 member 14
Biological process (GO): sodium ion transmembrane transport; amino acid import across plasma membrane; (R)-carnitine transmembrane transport
Cellular component (GO): plasma membrane
Molecular function (GO): beta-alanine transmembrane transporter activity; (R)-carnitine transmembrane transporter activity; branched-chain amino acid:sodium symporter activity
Source: RefSeq, a predicted model, not a curated record